GACUCGGCCGUGUGAAGACACUCCGCUCUGAGAGGACUGUGUGGGUGCCCAGAAAUUCAACGGCCGUCCAGGGAUCAGUGAGUCCGUGCGUCCGAGGAGUGCCUUGCCGUGUGUGCCUUCGACUUCCAAGUGGCACGGGAUGGCCAUCUGAAGAGUGUGCCUGAAGAGGAAGUGUGUGUGUGGCGCACGAGAUUGGAUCAGCCAGUGCUGUGGAAAAGUUGUGCAAAUUGGUCAGCAUUACAUCACGUUGAAAGAUGACGAGACUGUGGUGGAGAUCCGUGAAUCUCCUGACAUGGUGUGGCGCCUACCUCAUCCUCCAUAUCACACUCCUGGACACUGCCCAGGCCUUCAAUGUGGAUACAGUGAAUUAUGUGAAGUACGAGGGACACCACGAUGCCAUGUUCGGAUUCAGUGUGGCCCUGCAUCAGGAGUCCCAGCGGAAAUGGAUAAUUGUGGGAGCCCCACAGGCGGACACUUCCGCCAUUCAGCCAGAAGUUAUCAAAGGUGGAGCAGUCUACAAAUGUGAUCUCGCCUCAGAUAGUCACUGCCAAAUAAUUCCCUUCGACCGAAAUGGGCCUCAGAGGAACGAACAAAAUGAUCGAGUGGAUACAAAAUCUUUUCAAUGGUUUGGAGCAACCGUUUCCAGCUCAGGAUCCGAUGGACCCGUUGUGGCAUGUGCUCCAAGAUAUGUCUUUCACACGAUGUCACCGCGCAAAGUUGAAAGAGUGGAGCCCGUUGGAACAUGCUAUUUGGCAAAGAGCAAUCUGGCUGAGUUUACAGAGUAUUCACCGUGUCGAACAAUGUACUGGGGCUAUCAUCGUCAAGGAUCUUGUCAAGCGGGCUUCAGUGCAGCAAUAUCGAAGAAUGGUGAACGAGUCUUUAUUGGUGCUCCUGGCAGCUGGUAUUGGCAAGGACAAUUGUAUUCAAUGCGCGCUGGAAUUGAAUACCCAUAUAAGCCACCAAGAUACGGACAGUACGGCGAAGGAGGACAAAUUUACUCCACGGGAAUCUCAAAUCCCGGCGUGAAGGUGUAUCAGACGAGCGAGAGUACAGCUUCUGAGGAUGAUUCGUAUCUCGGCUACUCGGCGGUGAGUGGAGACUUCAGCGGAGAUGGUGUGGCCGGAGUGGCUGUGGGAAUGCCACGAGGUGGAGGACUGCUGGGAAAAGUGCUCAUCUACACGUGGAAUCUCACCAAUCAGCAGAACAUCACGGGAGAGCAAAUUGGAGCGUACUUUGGCUACUCUCUCGCCGCUGUGGAUGUGGAUGGAGACAAGCUGGAGGACCUGAUCAUUGGGGCGCCCAUGUACACGGAGCCCAACAAUGAGGGGAAGUAUGAGACGGGCAGAGUGUAUAUCAUGUACCACAAUAAGAAGUUCCAGGAGCUCGACACGCGAGACGGCACGACGUCCAAGGGUCGUUUUGGUCUGGCGCUAACAUCUCUCGGCGAUAUCAAUCUCGAUGGGUAUGGGGACUUUGCCGUAGGGGCGCCAUACGAUGGCCCGCGAGGUCAGGGAGCAGUUCACAUAUUCUAUGGCUCGAGCAAAGGACCCCUGCCGAAGGCUUCCCAGAUUAUCUACGCUGAAGAUGUCAUUGGGACGCCCUAUCUCACCACUUUCGGCUUCUCGCUGGCGGGUGGCAUGGACCUGGAUGGGAAUCAGUACCCCGAUCUCGUGGUUGGCGCUUAUGAGGCUAGCAAGGCCAUUGUGUUCAAGUCUCGACCCGUUGUGGUGCUGCACGCCAAUGUGGGCUUCGAGACGGACAACAAGCUGAUCUCGCUGGAUGAGAAGAAUUGCACCACGUCCAGCAGGCAGAGGGUCACGUGCGCUGUGAUCAACUCCUGCCUGAGGUAUGACGGGAUAAAUGUGCCACCGACAAUUGAUAUUGAAAUCUCGUGGAUAUUGGAUUCGAAGAAGUUGCGACAGCCGAGGAUGUUCUUCCUGAACGAGGAGAAUAGGAACAUCAGGAAUGCAUCGAUGAGACUCUCGCGCGGGAGGAGUGACUGCAGGAAGGAUCGAGUGUACAUUCCGGAAACCAUUCGCGAUAAAUUAACAUCACUGGAAGUUGAGAUGAAGUACAAUUUGCGAACACAAUCACCUCCGCCUCUCCAGUCAAUCCAAUCCCGGCGUCGACGUGCUGCACUCGAGCCGAUUCUCGAUCACAAUCUGGGACUCAUCCAGCGUGACUCUAUUCAUAUUCAGAAGAAUUGUGGACCAGACAAUGAAUGCAUUCCAGAUAUUCGAGUGGAGAUCAAAACUGUGGAUAAAUUCUUGCUGGGCUCCAAAGAUUUGCUGACAUUUGAAGUGUUGGUGACCAACGGUGGUGAGGAUGCCUUUGAGACGAGCUUCUACAUGACAAUUCCGCCAAGUGUGAAGUACAAGAACUUGAGGCCCAUUGGCGAUGCUCCAGCAACGCCGAUCACGUGCACGGCGCCGACUGAGGAGGUGCAUUUGCUGAAGUGUGACCUGGGAAAUCCCUUCCCGUCCGGCAAGGCCGUGAAGUUCGAAGUGGCUCUCAAUCCCACAUACAGUGCCAACAUGGAUCCCAGCUAUGACUUCUUCAUUGAGGUGAACUCGACGAAUCCAGAGCGCGAGGGCAGCAACUACGACAACAUCAUCAGGAAGAAUGUGGGCAUCUGGCUCGAGACAGAGCUAAAGAUUAGCGGAAAAUCCCAACCGGAAGAGAUUCACUACAACAUCUCGCAGUACACGGAGUUCGAGAAUGCAACGUCUGAGAAUGAUUUGGGGCCUCAAGUGGCUCAUGUGUACGAUAUUCAGAAUCUUGGACCAUCUGUUGCUGAUGAAGUGGAAAUUUACGUCAUGUGGCCUUAUGAAACGCAGGAUGGGAAGCCACUCAUGUACAUGAUGUCGCCGCCAGAGCUGAAUGGGAACAUCUACUGUGAUCCCAGUGACUAUAUCAACUACAAGCGCAUUGAGGUGGAUCGCACGCUGGCCACCAAGAGCAUCUUGAGGCAGAUCGGCGUGCAGGAGCGCGUGGCAACGCAUCACAGGGCUUCCAGCCAAGGGCAUCGGUCCGAAGUGACGGUGGAGCAUGGCGGAAGGAUGAGCGGAACCAGGGGAUCGCACGCCUACGGGAAUAGGAGAUUAAGCGAGGAUGAGAAGAAGCGGCUGGACGCUGAGGAGGAUGUGGAAUCCACUGGGGAUGCUUCUCUGGUGCACAGGGAUCGUCACAGUCAGCAAGCUGCAGCUGGAGUGUGGUCUAGUGGGAGAACGGGAACUGGCAGUGGCCACUUCCAGCACUCCUGGAGUUCAUCCCAGGGCGGAGGCUCGCGAUACUCUUCGGGAGGAAGCAAUGCUUCUUACUAUGGCGGUGGCGAUAGUCGCAGAGUUGCCUCUGCCUACCAGGCGUCAUCUCCAGCUCCCUACUCUCGACCCACACCGACUGUCUACCGAUCGGGGAUGUACAAGUUGGAUGACGUUCCGUCGGAGGAGCAUGUGAAUCAGGACAUCUCUCGACUGAGUGCCAGAACAGAGACUUCCACUGCCAGCACAGGACGUCGAAGGAUGAUGAGCCAGCAAGAUGGUGAGGCGCCGAGACCGGAUCUCAUUACGGGCGCCUCGCCACUCGAGAAGGCUCUCCAAAGCGCUGGACAUGGUCAAUUCCACACGGCGACAGUGGAUCUGGGUCAGUUGGGGCGCUCCAAUGUCGAUGAUGAAUUGAAUCGACGUGGUCAGGCAGCGCACAUUGCCAAUUCUUAUGAUUCUGGAGCUCGUGGCAGGACUUACAAUUACCAGCAACAGUCUAGCGGUGGAAGUAGUCGCACUGCUUCGUCAUCUGCCUCAGGAUACAACCAGGGCAGGCAAUCUUCCUCUGCCUGGCACGUCAGCAGUCCCGAUCCUCUGAGCGAGGAGGAUGAUUACACCUUGGAAGAGGAGGAGUAUGAUGAUGUGGAGGACAACGGUCAGCCGGCUGGACAUCGGCCAUCACAUCACGGCAGAGUGCCCGAUCGCUUCCAACACUACAGACGCUUCCAGAGAGCCGUCGAAGACGAUGACGCUGAGCUGUAUAAAGAGUUGCACUGCAAUGUGACCAAGUGUGCUAUUAUCCGGUGUGUCGCCUACAAUUUGGUUAAGGAUGACAACGUCUACAUUGCCAUAAGGACGCGUCUGGUUGCCAGAACGCUGGACAAAUUGACUCUGAACACUCCCAUUGACUUGUCCACGAAGACUGUGGCUAGAGUGACCAAGCAACCGUUCAUUGGGGAGCCAAAGGAGAAGCCCAUCAAGUCCUUCGAGGUGCCAGUAACGGCCAUUCCUGAGCCCAUCAUAAAGCCCGAUGUCGUGCCUCUCUGGGUUGUGGUGUUGUCCGCCUGCGCUGGAGCCAUAAUCCUGCUUCUUCUGAUCUACUUGCUGUACAAGUGUGGCUUCUUCAAUCGCAACCGCCCCAAGGAUCACUCCCAGGAGCGACAGCCACUGAAUAGAAAUGGAAACUAUCACGGCGAUGAGCAUUUGUAGAGAUUCUAAGGCACGCAAC
Molecule: messenger RNA, 4491 nt
Organism: Phlebotomus argentipes
Lineage: Eukaryota; Metazoa; Arthropoda; Insecta; Diptera; Psychodidae
Gene: if
Product: integrin alpha-PS2
Exons: 12
Coding region: 255-4472 (1405 amino acids)
Biological process (GO): cell-cell adhesion; cell adhesion mediated by integrin; integrin-mediated signaling pathway
Cellular component (GO): external side of plasma membrane; integrin complex
Molecular function (GO): integrin binding
Source: RefSeq, a predicted model, not a curated record